Molecule: messenger RNA, 983 nt
Organism: Sipha flava (yellow sugarcane aphid)
Lineage: Eukaryota; Metazoa; Arthropoda; Insecta; Hemiptera; Aphididae
Product: N-terminal Xaa-Pro-Lys N-methyltransferase 1
Exons: 3
Coding region: 291-941 (216 amino acids)
Biological process (GO): N-terminal protein amino acid methylation
Cellular component (GO): cytoplasm
Molecular function (GO): methyltransferase activity
Source: RefSeq, a predicted model, not a curated record
CGGUACGCUGAUAAAAGAUAAUAAUAACGCCAGCGUGCGUGAAGGCCCAAGGCGAACGUAAGCCUUCUAUAAAUUGUACGUUUUGAUUGAUUUUCUUUUACGUAUUCAUUUCAUUUGGUUUAGCUUAACCGAGUAUUCUAACAACAUUCAAGAAGAAUUAAUGCCCUAUGUUUCAAACAUUGAAUCGAUGAAAUAAAUAAAUUAUAACUUAUCUUAAUUUUUUGUUUUGAAUUUCGUCCUAAAUAUAAUAUUUACUUCGAGAUCAAAUUUAAUUUUAGAAUUUUGAUAUCAUGAGUGAAUUGUGUUACGAAAAGAGUAAAAAUUAUUGGUCUAAUGUUUCGGCUUCAGUGAACGGAAUGCUUGGUGGUUUUCCUUAUUUGACGAUUAUGGAUAUAAGGGAUUCCCAUACUUUUCUCAAUAAGCUGUUUCAAAUGAAAAAUGGUCCAUCUAAAGGAAGAGCUUUGGACUGUGGUGCUGGUAUUGGAAGAAUAACAGAAAACCUUCUAUGCAAACAUUUCAAAUUCGUUGAUAUGUUGGAACAAGAAGAAAAAUUUUUGAAGAAAGCCAAACUAAAAUUCAAAGGAACCAAUGUGGAAAACUUCUACUGCUCUGGAUUACAUGAAUUCAUACCUACUGAUAAUCUUAAAUACGAUGUCAUCUGGAUUCAAUGGGUUCUUGGUUACCUUACAGAUAAAGAUUUAGUUGGGUUUUUAAAAAAAUGUUGCAAGUUAUUGAAUAUAAAUGGACUUAUAGUUGUCAAAGAAAACAUUUCCAAAGAAGUAGAAGAAAUAGAUUCAGAGGACAGCUCGGUUACAAGAAGUUAUGUACAUUAUUGUACUUUAUUCCAACAAGCAAAUUUAAUAUGUACAGCUAAAAAAACUCAAUCAAAUUUUCCACCAGAAUUAUAUAAAGUUGAAAUGUUUGCAUUAAAACCAAAUUAAAUUUUUGAAAAUAUAUUUUAUGUUUUAUAUUAAAUUUCAUAA